CAUUGCAAUCGGGCCUGGCACAUCUCAUCUCUCUCUCUCCCUUGCCUCCUUCUCCACCUCCGGCUGUCGCCGCGGCCAGGCCGGCGUGGUGGUGCGCCUCCGCACCAUCAGCACACCCACCACAAACAUCCACCACUCACCACCAACUUCAUCCACCAGCGCCACCAUCUCAAGCCACCGCCGCACCUCGCGCGCCCGACCAGACAAGGGCGAGCACGGGCGUAUGGUCCUCCGCGUGACCUCUCCCUCUCCGCCGAUCCUCUCUCCCUGAUGCCCCUGCUGCUCCUUCUCUUUGCGCCUCCUUUGCCGAUUCUCUGCUCUGAACCUCAAGUUGCUGCUGCCACUUCUUCUCUGAACCCAAACUUUGCUGUUUGCUGCUCCUCUUUCUUUGCUGCUGCUUCUUCUUCUCACGCCCCUGCUGCUUCUCUCCUCACGUCCCUGCUGCUUUUCUCCUCACGUCCCUGCUGCUGCUCCAUUCCCAAUCUUGCUGUUGUUCUCUCUCUCUCUCUCUCUCUCUCUCUCUCUCUCAAAUUUCUGUAAUCUUCAGAAGUGUCAUAACUAGUACUAUGUAAUGUUCAGUCUUGAUAAUUGUAGUAUCCUGCUGCUUGGUUCAGUUUCGAAUUUAUAAUAUAAAUGCUUGAUUAGUAUGCCUGAGUAGUUGAUACCUUCUCACUUAGAGAAGUACUUGAUCUGUUAUACUUUGUUUAGUGAAAUAGUAAUCUUCAUAUGUGUGUGGUGUCCUGUGAUAUAUACAUAUGUGUGUGUUUGUGAUGUGAUGCAUAUAUUCUGUCCUACAACCUUGUUUCUUCCCUCUGUCAUACUUGUUGUUAUUAUAUGUAUUCUUGUCUUGUUGAUUUCCUUUUGUUGUUUAAGUAGUAAAACCUGUGCUAGUAUUUUAGUUUCUCAAGUAAUGAAAAUACCAAAAAGAUAUUGAGUAAAAUCUGAAUUUCCCUUUGCUGUUUGUCGUUUUCUUUGUCAACGAUCUUUGCAAACAACCUUGUUAGUUUAGGUUUUAUUUUCAGUUUUCAUCACCCAAUUCUGUGUCACCUAGCUUUAGCCGAGCGUUCUUGCCGUCGCCUAGUCCCUGUGGAGAACACGACAUCCGUAGUUUGGGCGUAAAAACCCUGCUAUAUUACAAUCGAUCAUUUUGGCGCCGUUGCCGGGGACUAGCGUCGUGCGACCGUGUUAGGCUAUAGACUAGGUUUUGCUUCUGUUUCUAUCUAGUGCCAUAUAUUUGUGAUAUAUCUCUUACCCCUAAUCACUGUUCUAGUUAUCUUCUCUUUCUUUUCUUGUUCAUUUUGUAUGUUAAAUCGUCUUCUUGGAAAUGGCAUUCUACUCAGAUCAUCAUGCCUAUGCGAGCAACACUACAAACAGCACGGAAAGUAUUCAAGACCUGAUAAGUAAGAUUUCCCAUCGAUUAGAUGAUUUAGCUCGGCAGCGAGAAGUAGUUUUUGAGGAUAGGCCUAGCUCUUAUGAUCCUUAUUCUAGAGGUCAUCCUUAUGUUGCUCCUACAUGCUAUAUUUGUGGAUUUCAGGGCCAUUCACCCGUUGAAUGUCAGCGUGGUUACUCUCACCCUCCAGAUUGUUUUGGCAUGAGCUUCGCUCAAGAGCAUAUCUCAUACCAAAACAAUUACUCACAUGGGUGGCCUGAAAACCCGAAUAUGUCAUAUAGGAGCAACAACCCUGAGAUCUCAUUGUUUGCCUCUAGUUAUCCAAUGCAGGGAUUUAGGUACAAUGAGGAGAGCCACAACUAUGCACCACAAAAAUUUCAUUCAGCUCCUACUCAUAUACCACAGUACCAGGAGAUGUGUCCAGUGGAGUUAAAUGGUCCUCCAUUUGGUCAACCAGCAACUCCGGCACCUGUUGUGCAAUCUCAUGUGCAAGUGCCCACACAAGAUGAGUUCGAUGACAUAGACAAGCUCACACUUUUGAGUCUCGAGUUCACUUGGAGUGCCGAGGAUGAUCCUAUUAGGAAGGUUAUACUAGAGGAAAUGAAGAAGAUUAAGAGUGGAAAGGAGCUAGUGGAAGAAGUAAGAAAGAUUGAGAAGAACAUCAACGCUGGCAGUACUAUCUCUUCCCUCCUUGAGUUGAGUGUUGUUGGGAUAUCCCUUGAGGUGUGUGAGGUUCCAACACCUUCACAUUCAGCUGAGCAAGAUAGCGAGAGUCCAGAGGAAGAGAUACUUCAGAUCCAAGAAGAAAUUCUUGAAGCCAAGGCACAAGAUGAUCCAGAGCUCGAAUACCCAAAUGAACAGGUUGAAGAUCCAAUGUCUACCACUCCCAAAGAAGUAGAAGAAGCUGUUGUAGUUGAAGAUGAAGAACCAGAAAUUCGUUUUCCUAUUGUCAUACAAGAGUGUGAUGUAGCAGGUUUAUCUAAUCCUCUUGAUGACAUGCGUCCAUAUGAUCUGUUUGCCACUAUUUUGCAUUGCAUGAUACCAUCAAUUAAGCUAGACUUGAAAAAAUGUUUGCUUGAACAUGAUCAUACAUACUCUGUUAUUGGCAUUUCUCUCAUUUAUGAUGAUGACACUUAUUUUCCUCAUGCUAGACCUAUGCUUAAUGAUAAAUAUCAUCCUCAUGUUAGUAUUGCGCUUGCUGAUUUCUAUCAUACUCGUCAUGUUCUAUAUUCCUAUGCUUAUACAAUUGGAUAUUCGAUUGACGACUUAGAGGGCAUCUACCCUAUCACUUGUAGUCGUUGUUUGUGUGAGUCCUAUUUCAGGUUUCUGCUUGUGCACAAAUCAAUACAUGCUGACCAGGUUCGAGGUGACAUCCCUUGGGAUCCCGGUGGAGUCAGAGCAUGGCGAUGAGGAGAAGCAAGGGGCACACAUGAAGAAGAGUGAAGCUGGAGCAUGCACGAGGAAGCAAAGGAGAAGAGCUGCAGCUUAGAGAGUGAUCAAGCGAGUGUUACUUAAUAGUGCCCGAAAAGUGCGACAAGGCACAAAACUCUUCUACUACAAAUGAUCAAGUGAUGGAGUCAAGGAGCUGAGCGUGAAGGAAAGAAGUAACCGAGGGGCCAAACUAAAGAUGGGAGGACCAACUUGGGAAGAAAGAAGGAAGGAGGGCCAAAGUGAAAACAUUCAGAUCUGAUCGGGAGGGGAUCAAAAUCCCUAGCCGCAUCUCCAUUGCAAUCGGGCCUGGCACAUCUCAUCUCUCUCUCCCCUACCUCCUCCACCUCGGGCCGCCGCCGCGGCCAGGCCGGCGUGGUGGUGCGCCUCCGCACCAUCAGCACACCCACCACAAACAUCCACCACUCACCACCAGCGCCACCAUCUCAAGCCACCGCCGCACCUCGCGCGCCCGACCAGACAAGGGCGAGCACGGGCGUCUGGUCCUCCGCGUGACCUCUCCCUCUCCGCCGAUCCUCUCUCCCUGAUGCCCCUGCUGCUCCUUCUCUUUGUGCCUCCUUUGCAGAUUCUCUGCUCUGAACCUCAAGUUGCUGCUGCCACUUCUUCUUCUCUGAACCCAAACUCUGUUGUUUGCUGCUCCUCUUUCUUUGCUGCUGCUUCUUCUUCUCACGCCCCCUGCUGCUUCUCUCCUCACGUCCCUGCUGCUUUUCUCCUCACGUCCCUGCUGCUUCUCCAUUCCCAAUCUUGCUGCUGUUCUCUCUCUCUCUCUCUCUCUCUC
This is a messenger RNA of Triticum aestivum (bread wheat), 3617 nucleotides long. RefSeq lists its product as uncharacterized. Bases 1325 to 2800 code for a protein of 491 amino acids. The record is from RefSeq and is a predicted model, not a curated record. The transcript has 2 exons. Lineage: Eukaryota; Viridiplantae; Streptophyta; Magnoliopsida; Poales; Poaceae.